AUGCGGUUGAUUCCCAUCCUUUUGGCAGGCUGCCUGACGGGCGCUCAAGCCCAGGUUGCUCUUCCCACUGCCCUACCGGCGUUGACAAGCAUCUGGUUCCCCGAAGACAUCCCCGGCGGCCCUUUCCCAUCGAAACUUGAAGCAAACGUAUUCAUCGGCAACCCUGGCACCACCACUUGGUCCUUCACCACCGAGACCACCGUCGCGGGCGCAACAACCACCAGUGAUGCUCCAGAGCCGUAUUGGAACAGUCUUGGCCUCAAGUAUGCCAGCGAGGGCAGGGUUCUCACUAUGGAUUAUACUGGAGGUCAUGCGCUUAUGCAUCCCCAGUCUGACUCGACGACAGCCGAAUCUGGUUCGACAACAUGGACGGGAGUCCGGUACGAGACAUUCAUGCGUGUCCAGUGCACCUCGAUAGUCGGCGCACCCUCUGCCCUGUGCGAUGGGUCGUACGGCUCGGUCCUGCGGACUAUAAGCUCCAUCUCGCCCGGAGGGACCACAUUCACCGGCACCACAGUUGGUUUCGGCCUAACCACGCCCGCCAUAACCCAGCGUCUUACAGCCCUGCCGGUUACUGUGACAAAGGGGCCCCUGGCAACUGUCACGUCCACACCCACGCCUACUCAGACGCCAAAAACUACGUCCUCUUCCACAGGUGGUGGCUCGCCGAGGGUCACGCAGCAGGCUGGGGCUUUUGCUGGUGCUGCGGUCCUUGUCGGGGGUGCUUUGAUGCUGUACUGA
This is a messenger RNA of Pyricularia oryzae 70-15, 741 nucleotides long. RefSeq lists its product as uncharacterized. The transcript is spliced from 2 exons. NCBI's taxonomy places the organism in Eukaryota, Fungi, Ascomycota, Sordariomycetes, Magnaporthales, Pyriculariaceae. The coding region runs from base 1 to 741 and encodes 246 amino acids. The record is from RefSeq and is a predicted model, not a curated record.